Messenger RNA from Sphaeramia orbicularis (orbiculate cardinalfish), 625 nucleotides. Its product is annotated as ictacalcin-like. The record is from RefSeq and is a predicted model, not a curated record. Lineage: Eukaryota; Metazoa; Chordata; Actinopteri; Kurtiformes; Apogonidae. Gene Ontology annotation, cellular component: cytoplasm. Gene Ontology annotation, molecular function: transition metal ion binding; calcium ion binding; calcium-dependent protein binding. The coding region runs from base 151 to 432 and encodes 93 amino acids. The transcript has 3 exons.
UGAAAGGAGCCUUAUGGAGGAGGGAGAGAGGGUGUGGUGAACCACUGUAUAAAGCAUCCUUUGCAUCCAUUUCUCCAUCACCACAGAUCGUCCAAGGCUGACUUCCACUCUCCACACUCCUACAGUCUCAGAACUAACUCCGGUCUCAUCAUGUCUGACACCAUGAACGCUAUGACUCUCCUCAUCGAAGUCUUCAACAAACAUUCUGGGAAGGAGGGGGACAAGACCACCCUGAAUAAGGCAGAGCUGAAGGAGCUGAUUCAGGCUGAGUUUGGGGAUUUGCUGGGGAAAGCCAAUGACAAGGCAGCAUUAGACCGCAUCUUCCAGGACCUGGACAGAAACAAGGAUAACAGCGUGGACUUCAACGAGUUCAUCACCCUCAUCUGCUGCCUUACUCAGAUGUGCCAUGAGUACUUCACCAGCAAGAAAUAGGGAUCCAGGCGCCACCUUGGGGCCGACAUAAUGAUCCCACUGUGACAAUGAAGUGUCCCUUUACAGCUGUUUCAAAGGAAGAAAUAUUUACUAUUACGCUCAAGCACCAUUAGCUAAAACACAAUAAAAUGACCAUGAAAUUGAAAUGAGAUAUAUUGCAUUGCAAAUUAAAAUAAAUUUUUUUAACAGUUGA